AUGACUUUUUCUGUCGGCCGAGUGCUGGUCAGGGCAAGGUUAAAGGCGUUAAAGGAGAUGCUCGCAGGGCGCGUGCUGGUCCCCCAGGGCGUCCUCUUUUCCCUGUUGGAACUGGAGUUCCUGGUAACGCAAGCCUGGCCGCCGCCGCAUUAUGGCACUUGCUCCUGCGGCCACAAAGGCGCUGACGACGUCGAAAUUAAUAUAUUGGUCGUGGGCGGUGCCGUUCCCUUGCCGCGUACUGGGCAGGCGAGGGCGGCUGCGACGAGAACCUCCCUGCUGCUGGACGAGGGCGGUGAAAAAGAUACUAGUAUACUUGAAGCAGAUGAAGAAUCUCAGCUUGAAGCAGCUAUUAAGGCAUCCCUUGCUGAGGCUGAGGAGAAGAAAGACAGAGUGACAGCUGCUGCUACUCAGGACACAGAUGAAGAGGAAGAGGAGGACCCAGACACUCUGGAGACUUUCGAAUCAGACUCAGAGGAUGUGGAUUAUUCCUUGAAGGAUAUUCAACCUACUCAGAAAGAAUCAUUGAAGAGAACAUUUAAUGGUGAAGCAAAAAUUAUUAGAAAAAUUUCCUCCAGUAUAGGGGACAGUUCAACAAACAGCAGUGAAAGUAUAGCAUCAGGAGAAAAUUCAUGUGAGGCUGAGAAUUCUUCUGGUAGUGAGGAUGACUGGAAAAUGUACCUUGGUCCGGAAACAGACCCUAUUUCCAAGCUGAUGCUGAGGCUGCCAGAUGGCUCCAGAGACAUCAUCAGCAUGCCCUCUUCCUCAAAGUUAAUGGCACUUAUAAAGUAUGUUGGCAGCAAAGGUUACAGCAAUGAGCAGUAUGAGCUGGUGACCAACUUCCCCCGGCGAGAAAUCUCAUACAUGGAUUUCAACAUUACCCUAAAAGCAGCUGGACUCUUCCCGCAAGAAGCCGUUUUCAUCCAGUCCAGAUAACCUUGCCAUGUACAUAAGUAAUUAUGUUUUGUGAGUAGAGCAAUGGAAUAUAUGACUUGUCAAACAUUUUAAACAAGGUUAAUCCUGAGAAAUAUGAAUACAACUGGAUGUUUUGAUGUAAAGAUUCUCCCUUUAUGUUUGUGAGAAUAAACUUGACUUUUUGCAAGUGAUAGGUUAGAAAUUGAUGAUACUGCAAUGAGUUCUAUCCUUCAUUCCAUAAUGGGCUAACAAUUGACUCUGCAUUGUAGAUCUCAUGUAAUGAAUGAUAUAGAUAUUUAGAUUAAUGUGAUCACAGUGUUCAAAAGAGUUGGGUAAAAACUGUUCACUGCCACUUUCGGCUGUGUUAGGAACUAAUGGUUCCCCUUUAUAUGACAGCAUUACUAGUAUAUUGUUUAUUAUAUCUUAUAAUAUAACAUUUAUUCCACACAGAAUUGUACUUUGAAUAAGUCUUUGCCAACCGUCUGGCUGCUCCACUUAAUUCUGCUUUCCAUUAGACUCAUUUCAUAUUUGCAAUGAAGUCUCAGAGUAUAUUUUACUUCACAGUUACUAUAUUUGCAAUUGAGAAGAAUGGUUUGGUUAAGCAACAAAUAGUUGUCACCAUGCAUUUUUGCAAUAUAAUUUGCCAAAGUGUUUGCAAGAGACUUUGAUGAAAGUACAGAAACACAGGUAGGUGGGUUUACCUCUCUGUCAUGAUCAUAUUUACUCAUCCAUCAUAUGUUCCUUUGGCAUACAAUACAACGGUUGGAUAUAAUUUUUGUGUCAUCAGACAUAAUUUUUAAAAUGCUAAAUGCAUUAAGAGAAUGCAGAUUAAUUAGUGAAAUCUUGUGUAUGGUAGGAAUAAUCCUAAUCCACAUUAUUUAUUUUUCCCAUUGCAAUGUCUAUUCUCAAGAGAGAAGUUCUGUUUAUACAGGGUACACUAUUCAUAUUUUACAAUAGCUCGAAACUGCCAGUCUCUCAGGAGACAUAACUCUAAGAGGUAUCCAUCAAAAGAGAGCUUAAGACAUAUUUAUUGUGAUAUUGUCAAAACUCUCAGUGAUUCAACAAUACAUCAUUUAAGUGAAUGAAGCUGCAUAUAUACUAUUGAAGUGAUGCUGUGCAUAAAAGUCAGUCUAAUAUUUUAAUUUUUUAGGAUAACUUAUUUAUUUGAAAAUCAACUUUGCUUGUACAGGUUGUCCUGAAAAUAUAUCAUGUAAUAUGUG
Messenger RNA from Penaeus vannamei (Pacific white shrimp), 2132 nucleotides. The record is from RefSeq and is a predicted model, not a curated record. Lineage: Eukaryota; Metazoa; Arthropoda; Malacostraca; Decapoda; Penaeidae.